This is a messenger RNA of Callithrix jacchus (white-tufted-ear marmoset), 1338 nucleotides long. RefSeq names its product olfactory receptor 8G3. Gene Ontology annotation, cellular component: membrane. Lineage: Eukaryota; Metazoa; Chordata; Mammalia; Primates; Cebidae. Gene Ontology annotation, biological process: G protein-coupled receptor signaling pathway. The record is from RefSeq and is a predicted model, not a curated record. Gene Ontology annotation, molecular function: G protein-coupled receptor activity; olfactory receptor activity.
UCCUCCUCUGGUCUACCAGAAUUAUUGACUGUUACACAGUAGCAAGAGAGGCUCAAGAGACCACUGCAUCAUGUUACUCGUCUGAUAAGGUAUAGAAUAUGUAAUGAUCUACAAAUAAUUUCUCACACACACAAACACAUUCAAUUUCUCUUUUUAAAACUUAGAAACUAUUGACAAGAACAUGGACCAUGGAAACCAUUCCUCAGUGACUGAGUUCAUUCUGGCUGGGCUCUCAGAACAGCCAGAGCUCCAGCUUCCCCUCUUCCUCCUGUUCUUAGGAAUCUACAUGGUCACAGUGGUGGGCAACCUGGGCAUGACCACACUGAUCGGGCUCAGUUCUCACCUGCACACCCCCAUGUACUAUUUCCUUAGCAGUCUGUCCUUCAUUGAUCUCUGCCAUUCCACUGUCAUUACCCCAAAAAUGCUGGUGAACUUUGUGACAGACAAGAACAUCAUCUCCUACCCUGAAUGCAUGACUCAGCUCUAUUUCUUCCUCAUUUUUGCUAUUGCAGAGUGUCACAUGUUGGCUGUAAUGGCGUAUGACCGCUACAUUGCCAUCUGUAGCCCCUUGCUGUACAAUGUCAUCAUGUCCUAUCACUUCUGCUUCCGGCUCACAGUGGGAGUUUACAUUUUAGGCAUCCUUGGAUCUACAAUUCACACCAGCUCUAUGUUGAGACUCUUUCUGUGCAAAACUAAUGUGAUUAACCAUUAUUUUUGUGAUCUCUUCCCUCUCUUGGAACUCUCCUGCUCCAGUACCUACAUCAAUGAAUUACUAGUUCUGGUCUUGAGUGCAUUGAACAUCCUGACGCCUGCCUUAACUAUCCUGGCCUCUUAUAUCUUCAUCAUUGCCAGUAUCCUCCACAUUCGCUCCACUGAGGGCAGGUCCAAAGCCUUCAGCACUUGCAGCUCCCACAUCUCAGCUGUUGCUGUCUUCUUUGGAUCUGCAGCAUUCAUGUACCUGCAGCCAUCAUCUGUCAGUUCCAUGGACCAGGGGAAAGUGUCAUCUGUGUUUUACACAACUGUUGUGCCCAUGCUGAACCCCUUGAUCUACAGCCUAAGAAAUAAGGAUGUCAAAUAUGCCAUGAAGAAAAUUCUGGACAGCAAAGCAUGUUCAUGAAAAGAAUUAGUGUCAUGUUGUCAUAUCAAAAUUGGCCUUCAUUUUGAUUAUACAUGUAAUAUGUUAGAUUUAUUGUUCAGAUUUAUCAAAAUACAGUGAUGCUCUUUUAUGUAAAACAUUUCCAAAAUAUUCCUCCAGUUUACUUCCAUUGAACUUAUAUUCCAGUGAGUACGCAUGGAGAAAUACUAAAAGUAAAAUCAAAAUUCUUGAGGUUUAGAGAA